AUGGACUCGACGACGCGGUCGCCGGUCCUCAACGUCAUUGCCGAGACCAUCAACGGCCUCUCGACGAUUCGGGCGUUUGGCAUGACGACAGCCUUUGCCGCCAAGGGCCGCGCCGCUCUCGAUUACAACCAGCGCUUCUUCCUCAUGCGUCUCGAUUGGCUCUCGGCCAGUAUCAUUGCUGGCGUUGCUUUUCUCGUCGUUGCUUCCAAAGACUCGAUCGGCGUCAUCGCUGCUGGCCUCGCGCUCACGUACGCAUCCCAGAUGACGGCCUUCUUCUCCAAGAUGACCACAUCACUCUCGUUCAUCGACAACAUCAUGACGUCGGUGGAGCGUCUCGACCACUUCAAGACACUCGAGACCGAAGGUGACACACGAGCCGUCACGACGACCGUCGACGCGUCGUGGCCAGCCCAAGGCGUCGUCACCUUUGACCACUACGCGAUGCGGUACCGCGACCACCUCGACCUUGUCCUGAAAGACGUGUCGUUUACCGUGCCGGCUGGCGCCAAGGUCGGCAUCUGCGGCCGCACGGGCUCGGGCAAGAGCUCGCUCAUGGUCGCGCUCUUCCGCAUGGUCGAGGCGGCCUCUGGUCGCAUCCUCAUCGACGGCAAGGGCGGCAAUCUCUCGGUGGGCCAGCGACAGCUGCUCUGCAUCGCGCGCGCCUUGUUGCGCAAGAGCCGCGUCGUCUUGCUGGACGAAGCCACGGCCAGCAUCGACUUGACGUCCGACCGGCUCAUCCAAGAAACCAUCAAGGAGUGCUUUGGUCACGACGUGACACUGCUAGUGAUUGCGCACCGUCUGGACACGAUUCUGGACAGCGACCAGAUUCUGGUGAUGGCCGACGGUCGCGUGGCCGAGUACGGACCCCCGAGCGAGCUGCUCGCGAACGAAGCGAGUGCGUUUGCGCAGCUUGCCAAACAGGCACGGCUGACCUAG
Molecule: messenger RNA, 936 nt
Organism: Saprolegnia parasitica CBS 223.65
Lineage: Eukaryota; Oomycota; Saprolegniomycetes; Saprolegniales; Saprolegniaceae
Exons: 3
Coding region: 1-936 (311 amino acids)
Biological process (GO): transmembrane transport
Cellular component (GO): membrane
Molecular function (GO): ATPase-coupled transmembrane transporter activity; ATP hydrolysis activity; ATP binding
Source: RefSeq, a predicted model, not a curated record